Gastrolobium bilobum is the source of this 2043-nucleotide messenger RNA. Its product is annotated as ruBisCO large subunit-binding protein subunit alpha. The transcript is spliced from 8 exons. Gene Ontology annotation, molecular function: ATP-dependent protein folding chaperone; ATP binding. The record is from RefSeq and is a predicted model, not a curated record. Lineage: Eukaryota; Viridiplantae; Streptophyta; Magnoliopsida; Fabales; Fabaceae. Bases 89 to 1843 code for a protein of 584 amino acids. Gene Ontology annotation, biological process: protein refolding.
AACCCAUUGGCUUCAAUAAAAACCCAAACCCUAACCAUUAUUACUGUUUCAGUGUUAACACUCCUUAUCCACACACCAAUAAGCUAAAAUGGCUUCAGCAAACGCUCUCUCUUCAGCUUCCAUUCUUCGUUCUUCAAAGCACCAGAGUCUGAACAGAAAGGUGAACCACCAACACAGUGGGAGAGUUAAUUACCGGAACAACCGGUUCACGGUGAAAGCCGCUGCUAAAGAGAUUGCCUUUGACCAGAGUUCACGCGCCGCCAUUCAAGCUGGCAUUGAUAAGCUCGCUGAUGCUGUUGGGCUCACUCUGGGCCCAAGGGGGAGGAAUGUUGUGUUGGAUGAGUUUGGAAAUCCUAGAGUAGUUAAUGAUGGGGUUACGAUUGCUCGUGCUAUUGAACUUCCUGAUGCAAUGGAAAAUGCUGGGGCAGCUCUUAUUAGGGAGGUUGCAAGUAAAACCAAUGACUCUGCUGGUGAUGGAACAACAACUGCUUCUGUUCUUGCUCGAGAAAUAAUUAAGCUUGGACUUCUUAGUGUGACUUCUGGUGCUAAUCCUGUGUCAAUCAAAAGAGGGAUUGAUAAAGCUGUUCAGGGUUUGGUACAGGAGCUUGAGAAGAGGGCUAGGCCUGUUAAGGGUGGAGAGGAUAUCAAAGCUGUUGCUACUAUUUCUGCUGGAAAUGAUGAGUUUAUUGGAAAAAUGAUUGCUGAAGCAAUUGACAAGGUUGGACCUGAUGGUGUUUUAUCCAUUGAGUCUUCGUCCUCGUUUGAGACAACAGUUGAAGUUGAAGAAGGAAUGGAGAUUGACAGAGGGUACAUCUCCCCUCAAUUUGUUACGAACCCGGAGAAGUCGAUUGUUGAAUUUGAGAAUGCAAGAGUCUUGGUUACUGAUCAGAAGAUUUCAGCUAUAAAAGAUAUAAUUCCUCUGUUGGAGAAAACCACUCAAUUGAGAGCCCCCUUGCUUAUCAUUGCUGAGGAUAUCACUGGUGAGGCUUUGGCUACCCUUGUUGUGAAUAAGCUGCGUGGUAUCCUUAAUGUUGCUGCCAUCAAAGCUCCUGGAUUUGGUGAGCGGCGAAAGGCCCUCCUUCAAGACAUUGCUAUAUUGACAGGUGCUGAGUUCCAAGCGAGUGAUCUGGGACUCCUUGUUGAAAACACCUCAGUUGAGCAGCUUGGUUUGGCUCGGAAACUGACCAUCUCCAAGGAUUCUACCACUAUUAUUGCUGAUGCUGCAUCAAAGGAUGAAUUGCAAGCCAGGAUUGCCCAGUUGAAGAAAGAGUUGUCAGAGACAGACUCAGUUUAUGAUUCGGAGAAACUAGCUGAGAGGAUUGCUAAAUUGUCUGGUGGAGUUGCAGUUAUUAAGGUUGGUGCUGCUACAGAGACUGAACUUGAGGACCGUAAGCUCAGGAUUGAGGAUGCCAAGAAUGCAACUUUUGCUGCCAUUGAGGAAGGUAUUGUUCCUGGUGGAGGUACUGCAUUUGUUCAUCUCUCCGCUCAUGUCCCAGCAAUCAAGGACAAGCUUGAAGAUGCAGAUGAGAGGCUAGGAGCCGACAUUGUGCAAAGGGCACUUGUAGCACCUGCAUCAUUGAUUGCUCAAAAUGCUGGUGUAGAGGGUGAAGUUGUUGUGGAGAAAAUAAGGAAUGGUAAAUGGGAGGUCGGUUACAAUGCUAUGACAGACAAGUAUGAGAAUUUAGUGGAGGCUGGAGUCAUCGACCCUGCCAAGGUAACAAGGUGUGCUUUGCAGAAUGCUGCAUCAGUUGCUGGAAUGGUCUUGACCACGCAGGCCAUUGUGGUGGAAAAACCUAAGCCCAAGUCACCUGCGGCUGCUGCCCCACAAGGCCUUACUGUUUGAUUUUUAGGUUUCUUUGUUGUAGGGUUACGGCAAAGAACAUUUUUGUGUAGAAAAUUGAAAGAGCGAGUGUUCCAAUGUCUGUUAAAUCUUGAAAACAUAGUUUUAGAUUUGUUUGGAUUAACGGGAGGUGAUAAUCUUGGAUCCUAAUCCCUGUCUGUUUUAUGAUUUGAAUUAAAUAGUCUUUGGAUAUUUUUCCUCCA